AGCUGCAGUAUAAGGAGUCGUGGCAGGAGGAGGGCUCCGGAAGGCAGGGGAGUCUGGGACAGGAGAGAGAAGGCUGCAGACCUACAGGGAGGGAGAAGAAGAGUCAGAAGGAAGAAGAGGACGGAGGAGGGCGCGCCGAGGAAGAGACAGGGCAAGAAGAAGUAAAGUGGGCCAGGAAGAAGACACUUAGAAGAGAGAGGAGCGAGGCAGAGAUGACAUUACAGGGGUCGCUGGCCUGUCUCCUACUGGCCCUGUGCCUGGGCAGUGGGGAUGCUGGCCCAUUGCUGAGUGGAAAGGAGGAUGCUGGAGCAGGUGUUGGGGAGGCCUUCGGACACUGGGGAACCAAUGGCCAGCCCCCACCUGGAGGCUACAGCCAGGGCUAUCCUGGUGGGCCUGUGACUCCCUGGGGCCAGGGACCCUUUGGAGGCGCGGAUGGCAGCUCUGGAACCAACUCUCAGGGAGGCUCCUGGGGCCUCGGAGGCAACAGAGAGCCAUCCACCUCUGAGGCCAGUGCUCAGGAAACUGAGGCUCAACCUGGUCCUGGCUCAGUGAGAAGCAGCAACCCACAUACAGAGUGCACCAACCCCCCACCAUCUGGCUCCGGCGGAAGCUCUGGCCACUUAGGGGGAAGCAGCAGCAGCAGUGGCAGCAGUGGCAGCAGUGGUGGCAGCAGUGGCAGCGAUGGCAGCAGUGGUAGCAGCAGCGGCAGCAGUGGAGGCAGCGGCAGCAGUGGCAGCAGUGGUGGCAGCAGUGGUGGCAGCAGUGGCAGCAGUGGUGGCAGCAGUGGCAGUGGUGGCAGCAGUGGUAGCAGCAGCGGCAGCAGUGGAGGCAGCGGCAGCAGUGGCAGCAGUGGUGGCAGCAGUGGUGGCAGCAGUGGCAGCAGUGGUGGCGGCAGUGGCAGCAGUGGUGGCAGCAGUGGCGGCAGCGGCAGCAGUGGUGGCAGUGGCAGUGGUGGCAGUGGCAGCAGUGGCAGCAGUGGUAGCAGUGGCAGCAGUGGUAGCAGUGGUGGCAGUGGUGGCAGUGGCAGCAGUGGCAGCAGUGGCAGUGGCAGCAGCAGUGGUGGCAGCAGUGGCAGCAGCAGCGACGGCAGUUCUGGGACCAGCUGGGAAUACAACACCGGCUCUUCCCCGGGGAGCAGCGGCGGAAUCAGAGGUGGAAAUAAGCCUGGGUGUGACAACCCAGGGAACGAAGUGCACGUGUCCGGGGGAUCCGGGGGUCAGCGGCAGCCCAGCGGAGGAGGUGAAGCUGUCAGCGGAGUCGACACGCUGAACUCUCAGACGUCUCCUGGGCUCUUCAACUUUGACACUUUCUGGAAGAAUUUUAAGUCCAAACUGGGUUUCAUUAACUGGGACGCCAUCAACAAGGGCCAAGCCCCAGCCCCCAACACUCGAGCCCUCCUCUACUUCAGGCGACUCUGGGAGGAUUUCAAACGUAACACUCCUUUCUUGAACUGGAAAGAAAUUACUGAGGGUGCUGACGUGACCUCGCUCCAGAAGAGGGCCGGCGGCGCAGGUCAGCCCGGCUCAGGAUGGCAAGACGCGGCAGCCGUAACUUCUAAGAACAAUUAUAACCAGCAGGCAUAUCCUACAGUCCCUGGUGGGCAGUCUGCCGCCAAGAUCCCCCCUAAGGGGGGAGCCACGAUUUCUUCCUCGGCUUCCCGGGCGCAACCUGGCAUGCUGCAGUGGGUGAAGUUUUGGUGAAAAUUAUCUCCAGUCAUGGCUGAGGCCCUGAGAAACAGCAGUCGGCUCUGCCCCUCGCCCAGCUCUCUCCCUGUGCCCCGCCUGGUCUGGGUGCUGACACCUGCUUUCUCUAGGUUGGGGACCUGGCCCGUCUGUCCCUUGUUUCUUCCUACCCCACUGUGUCUCCUUGACCACCAGCCUCGUCGGACAAACCGGCCACUUUCUUCACCCACUCUGUUUGUGACCUGGAGUCACUGUGACUUUCUUCAGGAGCUUCCUAUUUUGGAGUGUCUCUGUGGAAAUAAAAAUGAACCCUGUUUCCCCAAGA
Molecule: messenger RNA, 2007 nt
Organism: Equus caballus (horse)
Lineage: Eukaryota; Metazoa; Chordata; Mammalia; Perissodactyla; Equidae
Gene: DMKN
Product: dermokine
Biological process (GO): cornified envelope assembly
Source: RefSeq, a predicted model, not a curated record